AUGUCCGAUCCAUGGUCACGAAGACAGAUCGAGAUCGUGUCGGGACUUUCGGCAGGCUUCGCCACCACCAUAAUAACCCAUCCACUUGAUCUUAUAAAGGUGAGGCUUCAGCUCUCGACGUCGCCAUCAUCUCGGCCAUUUGACUCACUCCGAAACGUCAUCUCUGGCAUAGUCCAAGAUGCCCGGGCCGCAAGAUCGGCCGCAAUUCUACAAAGACCCCAAAUAUACUAUCUCUUUCAGCAGUGCUACCGGGGAGUUGGUCCGAACUUGGUUGGAAACGUUUCUGCAUGGGGUCUCUACUUUGCACUUUACUCUGAGUUCAAGCAGUUCAUGCCAACUGCUGAUGGAACCACAAAGUACUUCACGGCAUCUACACUCGCUGGAAUAUCGACGUCUGUCUUAACAAACCCGAUCUGGGUGGUGAAGACACGUAUGUUGAGUACGUCCAAUAGAGCCACUCACUCAUACAAGUCUGCAUUGGAUGGAAUCCGGCUGAUCUACCAUAAGGAGGGAAUCGCAACAUUUUGGAGAGGAACAUUACCUUCGUUGUUUUCAGUUUUCCAGGCCAGUUUGCAUUUCACCUUCUAUGACCAUGCGAAGAACUACUUGAUGGAGAAACUGAACUCCACGAGCCUUUCCACCUUGCAAUACAUAUAUGCAUCAGUAGCAUCCAAGACACUUAGCAUGGCAAUCUGGUAUCCAACGCAAGUUGUUCGGUCAAGACUUCAGAGCUAUAAUUUUGAUGGGGAACGAAGAAGCUUGGUACUGGUAAUAACGCAGAUCUACAAGAAUGAACGUGGCUGGAGAGGAUUCUACCGUGGGCUUGGUGCCAAUAUUGUCAGGGUGCUUCCCUCGACCAUCAUCACGUUUGUUUCGUACGAAACUACCAAAAGUUAUUUAUCGGAGGCAUAG
Sungouiella intermedia is the source of this 912-nucleotide messenger RNA. NCBI's taxonomy places the organism in Eukaryota, Fungi, Ascomycota, Pichiomycetes, Serinales, Metschnikowiaceae. The record is from the annotation of a GenBank genome assembly.